Chrysochloris asiatica (Cape golden mole) is the source of this 216-nucleotide messenger RNA. RefSeq names its product phosphatidylinositol glycan anchor biosynthesis, class Y (gene PIGY). NCBI's taxonomy places the organism in Eukaryota, Metazoa, Chordata, Mammalia, Afrosoricida, Chrysochloridae. The transcript has a single exon. The record is from RefSeq and is a predicted model, not a curated record. Bases 1 to 216 code for a protein of 71 amino acids.
AUGUUCCUGUCUCUUCCUACCUUGACUGUCCUUGUCCCCCUGGUUUCUCUAGCAGGACUGUUCUACUCAGCCUCUGUGGAAGACAAUUUCCCUCAGGGCUGCACCAGCACAGCCAGCUUGUGCUUUUACAGUCUGCUCUUGCCCAUUACCAUACCGGUUUAUGUGUUCUUCCACCUUUGGACUUGGAUGGGUAUUAAGCUCUUCAGACAUAAUUAA